CUUUUCCAUCGCCGUGCAUCUCGAGCCUCAUCUCAGACGACGUCUCUGGCUAUCCUCCGACAUCCGUUUCGCCCGCAAACGGAUGUCGCUCCUGCCGAUGCUAUGACGGAGGUCGGCCACACCGAUCUAUCGAGGCUGCUUCAAUCCAAGCGAAACGAGUUCAAUGCAAUCGUGACGUCGCGGAAGAGGAAGAUUCGUGAGCUCUUCGCUGUCGCGACUCAGGUCGAUGGCCUACCGCAAGAUGCCUUCGCGAACCCCGACGCGCCGGCAACUACCGCUGCGGAAUGGCAGUUUCUCCAGACCAGCGAAAUAUUGCAAGGAAAGACGUUGAACGAACAGGCUAUCCCAGCACGCCCAUUACUGUCUGUAGAUACGUUGAAACGUUUGCUUGCCAAGUCGAUACAGGAAACAGUUGUGCACUCUCCCGUACCCCCUACUCCGAUCGUUGCAUCUGCGAAAACCAAAGGAGUUGCAUCUGUCCCGACAAACGAUUUGCGACAACCUCUUGGAUUUAUAUCGAACGAGUCGAUCCCUGCGCCUCUCGAAGAGAGCAAUAAGCUCUCAAACAAACUAACGAAACCCACCCUGACGCCAUCUUCCCAAAACACUAACAAUGUCGUACCCCAUCCCGUUGGACCCAAUGUAGCCUUUACGCAGUCCAAGCCCGUUGCUGCACCUUCACCCCUUCCGCCUUCAACGAAAGAGACGAAACACGCUGAGCAUGCGAUUAAUGGAGCGGCGAGUGAGGACGUUCCGUCAGAACGAAGAUCGGCACAGGUUUCUUUCCCUCCAGGGACCAAGGGAUCACCAUCAAGGGAAUCACAUGGCGCUUCCCAAUCGGCGCAGAUUGGACGUAACCAAGAACUCUCUAUCAAGGUUCCCCACGCAGCAUCCAAGAUUCCCGAUGCGCUUUCCUCUCCGGGUUCGACAGCACCGAGCGCAACGACACCCGGGAAUCAUGAUGUCUCAGCGGAUACCAGCCCUGAGCAUGAUGCUCCCCAGUAUAUUGACGAUAGGAUGGAGCGAGAUGUUGAUGAAAAGGAGGAGCAAGGCGAUGAGGUGGAAGAUGCUGCGGGAACUGAGGUGGAGACGGGAGCGAAGCCGGAGCCUGAUGGACCCGAUUCAAAAGCUUCUAGGCUGGAUGAAGAUCAGCUUCUUCAAGACUCUAUUCGGUCGAGUGCUGCGGCUGCAAGCCCAGAGCCCGUAAAGUUUCAGAGUGGACUCCAUGCUGGAGCCGAUGCUAUCAAAUCCGCGCAGGAAGCUAAAUCUGUGACCCAGUCGACUACAGAACCACAAGCGGACUCCAAAGCUUCUUCGACGCCAGCUAUCAAGGCGGCUGACGAAGUACCUGAUAGCCAAGAAGAAACUCCUGAACGAAUGGAUGUGGACCCAGUCCAGGCAACGGGGCCGGAAAAUGCAGAGUUACCUGUGACUCGACCUCCCACUGGCCCUCCUCUGGCUUCUACCAACAGCUCACCCGUCGUUGUUAAACCAACACCACCCAGAGAACCUCCAGCACCCGAGAGAGCGGUUACCAGAGUGUCAUCCGGAGCCAUGAGGUUGAAAUCCGUGUCUGAAAUAGUGGGAGAGAGCCCGCGACCUGCCAGUACAACAGAACGAAACGCAACGAAGGCGCCACAGAACCAGCUUACUCCGGUAACAUCGACACCUCAAUCACCACCCCCAAGACCUAAAAACACAGCCAGGAGAGAAAGGCCAAAGGGCCAUGCUUCUACUGUUCUGUUUGGCAAACAGCCGAAGCAGAUGGAGGAAAAAGCUCUAGUUCCCGGCCAGAAGGAAACAAUCCAGGCAUCUGAUGAUUAUUACACGCCUCUCUUCAUCCAGAAUUUUACAGGCGCUACCAACUGGAUGCAGCCUAUCGAAAAGAUCUUGUUCCACGCAAACAAGACCAUCGCUACCCCUGACGCGUACCUUGCGAUUCAAGACCAUCAGGCAUGCAAGGUUCUGCGUAGGGUCUACCACCUCCAGCAGCACGAUAAAUGGUCUCUGAGACAACCCAAGAGAUGUCCAGAGCCAACUCGCCCGCCGUCUCAUUUGGAUGUGCUAUUUCAGGAGAUGAAAUGGAUGCGGACUGAUUUUCGAGAAGAGAGAAAGUGGAAGAUGGCUGCAGCCAAGAACAUCGCCUAUGCCUGUGCGGAAUGGAUUGAAUCGACUCCUGAAGAGCGCAAAGCAUUGCAAGUCGCCGCAUUCAUUCCUCCGCUGAGGACGGAUGAUGUAGCAAUGGGCGAUGCCGACGCGGACAGCGCCGAGAACCAUCCAACCCCUGAUCUCGUCACGGAAGAUGCAGAUUCACCCCAAAAUUCGGAUCAUCUUGUUGAAGAAGAUUUCCCUGAAACUGUUGCGCCAUCAGCCAUAUUUGCUCUGCAGGAAGAGGAUGUGGUCUUUGCGCUGCGACGGACACCUGCUUCAGAUAAACUGCUGGAGGAGCUGCCAUUGUACGGCGCACCCUUGAAAAUCCCACGGUUCGAGCUCACAGGGCCAGAGUAUGACCCAGAUGCUCAGUGGAAGCGACCUGCUCUGCCUCUAAGCAAGUACGUCGAAGGAGAAAUGAAGCUUCUAUCAGAUGGCCCUCCAAGGAAGCGCAGUCGGUAUAGUUAUCGUGAUGACGAAUCCGAGGAUGAAAAGGAGAGUCCCUUUGAUGCGGAUGCGCUCGCACACAAUGUCAGACUCCCGCCACAAAGCUCUGAGGUUGCCCUAUUCGCCCCAGAGUCGAAGCACAUUCGGGAUCGUCUCCAUGCCGGUCACCAGUUUCGUCCGCCAUCUGAACAUCCUAUGCCUCUGCAGAGCUUUUACGAGUGUCGAAACCCGUCGCAGUGGACUGUGGUCGAGGAUGAUGAGCUUCGAAGCCUGGUUCGAGAAUAUUCGUACAAUUGGUCCCUCAUUUCCAAUCUGCUGUUUACCAAAUCUUUGUUUGCGUCAGGAGCAGAAAGAAGAACGCCGUGGGAGUGCUUCGAACGAUGGAUCAACUUGGAAGGUCUGCCCGCCGAUAUGCAGAAAACGCAAUACUUUAAGGCCUACAACAGUAGGAUUGAGGCUGCUCAGCGCGUCAUUGCCCAGCAAAAUCAGCUGGCGGCACAGCGGGCUUCUCAAGAUGGUGGCGCAGUAACACCGAUACGACGAAGGCAAUCUACACCGCUAAGAGUUGAGAGGCGUCGAAAUCAAAAGCAUCUGACACUCAUUGAUGCCAUGAGGAAGCUGGCGAAGAAAAGAGAGACCACAAUGCAGAAGCAACAGCAUUCUGCGGCCCAGAACGCUGCGAAAAAGGUUAAUGACACAAUGGCUCAACGACCGGUUAAGACACCUCGGGAUUACAGUCUGUUGCGAUGGGAGCGCGACCAGGCUCUGGCAGAAAAGAUGGCGCUAUACGCGCAGCGGCAGGAAGCCCAGAGGAGGGCUACUCUCCAGGCCAGAGCCCAAGCUCAAUCCGCUCAGUUGGCCGCGGCGCCAGGUGCAGCAGCCCCAGCAGUUCAGAAUCCUGGGCUCCCUGCGGCGGUCGCUAACGGCGUCAACGGUGUCGUCAACCGGGCAGCGGUUCCCAAUCAACUUGCUGUUGCGGCAGCAGCGGCUGCGGCAGUGGCGGCGCAGGGUCGAGCACGAAUGCCCAUGCAGGCCCCUGCGAAUGGCAUGGACGGCAUCGCCGCUCAAGCCCAGAUGGGCGGUAAUCUCGCUCCGCCGGCGCAAAUGAGCGGCAUCCCACAAGCUCAGUUGCAGGCUUUGCAAGCGAUGCAAGCCCAGCAUAGGAUGCAGAUGCCCGGUCAGCAGCCUGAUGCCAGCAUGAUGAUGCGUGCACAACGUAUCUCGGAGCAGCAACGGGCUGCGGUUCAAAUUCAGCAUGCACAGCAACAAGGGGCCGUUGUCGGCACUCCGGGUCAACAAGCACAGCAAGCCUCAUCGCCCGCUAUGCGAAGCGGAGUCCCUGCCAUCAGCCAGCAGGCCGCCUUUAUGAAUAAUGCCCAGGCUAUGAUGGCUUCGUUUAACGCUACGGCAGGUCAUGCUUCGGCAGCUGCUAAUGGUCUACACAUGCCGACUCUUGCUAAUGGCGCGUCUCCUGGCCCUCGACUGCCAACACAGAUCCCUCCUACGAUUGCCGUACAGAUUAACUCCUUGGAAGCACAGUUUAGGAGCAAGAAUCCCAACCUUUCACCCGAGCAACUUCGCCACCUUGCUACCGAGCAUUUGACCAGAGCUAUGAUGGCACAGCGACAAAGCGCUAUGAAUGCUGCAGCUGGUGGACAGACUGGCAUUGCGACCAGUAUUACUGCUACGGCCAGCCCUCAUCAGUAUGCCGCCCUACUUAGACAACAACAGCAGCAGCAGCAGGCACAGGCCCAAGCACAAGCCCAACAGGCCCAAGCCCAAGCUCAGGCUCAGGCCCAGGCUCAGCAGCAUCAGCAGCAGGUCCCGCAACAGCAAAGGCCCCAACCACAACCACCACAACAAUCUCAGGCCCAACUUCAAGCUCAGGCUCAGGCUCAAGCCCAGGCCCAGGCUCAAACCCAGCGUCAGGCCAGCGGAAGCGCAACCCCUUCUGCAGGCAAGUAA
Messenger RNA from Trichoderma virens Gv29-8, 4563 nucleotides. RefSeq lists its product as uncharacterized. The record is from RefSeq and is a predicted model, not a curated record. Lineage: Eukaryota; Fungi; Ascomycota; Sordariomycetes; Hypocreales; Hypocreaceae. The transcript is spliced from 7 exons. The annotation marks the transcript as partial.